Drosophila sechellia is the source of this 5554-nucleotide messenger RNA. It is a transcript of the gene ftz-f1, whose product is annotated as ftz transcription factor 1. Lineage: Eukaryota; Metazoa; Arthropoda; Insecta; Diptera; Drosophilidae. The transcript is spliced from 10 exons. Bases 1313 to 4384 code for a protein of 1023 amino acids. Gene Ontology annotation, molecular function: zinc ion binding; nuclear receptor activity; RNA polymerase II cis-regulatory region sequence-specific DNA binding. Gene Ontology annotation, biological process: hormone-mediated signaling pathway; tissue development; regulation of transcription by RNA polymerase II. Gene Ontology annotation, cellular component: RNA polymerase II transcription regulator complex. The record is from RefSeq and is a predicted model, not a curated record.
AAACUUUUACUGUGUGUUGUGUUCCCGUUCGAGUUCGACCUAAUUUCGCUCGAGACCUAAUUUUUGCGUGCGGAAUAGUUUUUCCCGAAAAAGUGAAGCCAGCGGAUAAACAAUAGCUGAAAGCGAGCGAUAGCCAAGAAAGUGAGAGUGAAAGUAAACAAAAGCGGAAAGAAGAACAACUCUGGCGUUGAUUAUGUGUGUGUACAUACGUAUAUAUUUAAUAUUUCCGAUGCGUCCAUAACGGGAGUGUGUUCUGGUUUCCACCCGUCCCCCGCGCCCUAGUCAUCGCCAUUCUGUUUGCCAAACCCUAAUUUCGGUGUGCAAUUUUGUAUAAAAAUGACCACAAAGUGGGAAGAUAGCGUUGUGUCAUAGAAUUGGAGCAGAGGCAAAAUUAGCAAAAGCCAAGCGGAAAAACAACAACACAGAAUGCCCAGUGGAACCCCAGUACAUAUGUGUAUAUAUGUGCGGUGCGAGCGUGUCAGUGUGUGCGUAGCAGGAAUUGCAAUUUAUAGUUGUUGUUUCUGAGAGCUUUCGCUUGUUGCGCGCGUGCGACGAUUGUGCAAGAAGUUCUUGGUGUGCGUUUGAAAUCGGGAAGAGGAAAUCGCCGAGAAUAGAGGAAGAGUAAAUGGCAAUAAAUGCAAAAUAAAUAAAAGAAAUAAGUAAAAAAAAUAAAAAUAAAUUGCCAAAUGCGUUUGGCGUCGCGUGUGUGUGCGUGUUCUGAAAUAUGCUGAAAGAGCUUUCGGAGAGCGAGAGCCAAAGAGAACGAGACGUAGAGCGAUGCGAUCCGGAGAAAUAGCAACAACAACAACAGCAACAGCGACUACGAUCGGCGAAAUGAAUCACACACAAGCUUUGUUUUGCGAAUUCUAAAUUCGCGUUCCGUUCUCCACACAUGCGAAUUCCCACACUGAGAGCGGGACAGAGACAGCGAGAGAGAGGGAGAGCAGCUACGGCUACAAAAACAGAAACAACAAGAAGACCAAGACAUAAUAAUAGAACUUUUGCUUUCGCUUCCAACUGGUUUUUGUAUACAUAAAAAGCGAGAGGGGAAGUGAAGGAGACAGAGAGAGACGGACAGCUUCCAGCGCUUCUUUUUCUUCCGCGAUCUUCGUCUUGGAAUUCAUGGAACCGGGCGCAUGCGCAACACACAGUACUACAAAAGGAAAUCCAACGACGUCAGCUGCAUGAAAGGUCUUUAAAGCAAUUAUAAACUUACAACUACUAUCGUUACCUGCCAUUAAGAAUCAACAAAACAAAUCCCACACAUCACAACGAAACGUACAAAAAAAAGAUAAAUUAUAUUAUUCAUAAAAUGGAUACCUUCAAUGUACCUAUGCUGGCGGAAAGCAGCAACAACAACUAUGCAACAGAAGCUACCAGCAAUCAUCACCACCUGCAACAUCAGCAUCAGCAGCAACAUCCACAUCAGCAGCAGCAGCAGCAACUCCUAAUGCCCCAUCAUCACAAGGAUCAAAUGCUGGCAGCGGGCAGUUCGCCCAUGCUGCCAUUCUAUUCACACUUGCAGUUGCAACAGAAGGAUGCAACUGCAGCAAUAGGACCUGCAGCAGCUGCAGCGGCAGCAGUUGAGGCAGCAACAACAUCGGCAAAUGCCGACAACUUCAGUUCAUUGCAAACGAUCGAUGGCAGUCAACUGGAUGGAGGCAUCUCCUUGAGCGGCUUGUGCGAUCGUUUCUUUGUGGCCAGUCCAAAUCCCCACAGCAAUAGCAAUAUGACUCUAAUGGGCACUGCGACAGGAGCAACAACUACCACUACCAACAACAAUAAUAAUAACAACAAUAAUAACACUAACAAUAACAAUAACAACAACGUGGAGGCUAAGACAGUGAGGCCAUCGAACGGCAAUUCGGUGAUCAUCGAAUCUGUGACGAUGCCAUCGUUUGCCAAUAUUCUAUUUCCCACCCAUCGCAGCGCCAACGAGUGCAUUGAUCCCGCCCUGUUGCAAAAGAAUCCCCAAAACAAUGGCACCAACAGUAGCAUAAUUGUGCCGCCCGUCGAAUAUCAUCAAUUGAAACCACUUGAAGUCAAUUCGUCGACUUCCGUUUCCACCAGCAACUUCCUGGCCUCCACAACGGCCCAGUUGUUGGACUUUGAGGUGCAGGUGGGCAAGGAUGAUAGCCACAUUAGCACCACUACGACCACAGGGCAAGGUUCUGGAACGGGAACGGCAUCGGGAUCGGGAUCGAGUGCAAGCACAAUGGGCACUGCAACGCCCACAACGACAACAUCCAUGAGCAACACUGCCAAUCCGACGAGGAGCUCAUUACACAGUAUUGAGGAGCUGGCCGCCAGUUCCUGUGCCCCGAGAGCAGCGUCUCCCAACAGCAACCACACUAGCAGUGCCAGCACCACUCCGCGGCAGCAGCAGCAGCAACAGCAUCACAUGCAAAGCGGCAACUACAGUGGCUCCAAUCUCAGCAGCGACGAUGAGUCCAUGUCCGAGGAUGAGUUCGGUCUGGAAAUCGACGAUAACGGAGGCUACCAGGACACCACCUCCUCACACUCGCAGCAGAGCGGAGGAGGCGGUGGCGGCGGCGGUGGCAAUCUGCUAAACGGCAGCUCCGGCGGCAGUUCCGCCGGCGGUGGCUACAUGCUGCUCCCCCAGGCGGCCAGCUCCAGUGGCAACAAUGGCAACCCGAACGCCGGCCAUAUGUCCUCCGGUUCCGUGGGCAACGGCAGCGGAGGCGCUGGCAACGGCGGAGCGGGCGGCAAUUCCGGUCCCGGCAAUCCCAUGGGCGGCACGAGCGCCACGCCGGGACACGGCGGCGAGGUGAUCGACUUCAAGCACCUGUUCGAGGAGCUUUGCCCCGUGUGCGGCGACAAGGUGAGCGGCUACCACUACGGCCUGCUCACGUGCGAGUCCUGCAAGGGCUUCUUCAAGCGCACCGUGCAGAACAAGAAGGUCUACACCUGCGUGGCGGAGCGAUCGUGCCACAUCGACAAGACGCAGCGCAAGCGGUGUCCCUACUGCCGAUUCCAGAAGUGCCUCGAGGUGGGCAUGAAGCUAGAGGCUGUUCGAGCGGAUAGAAUGCGUGGUGGACGCAACAAAUUCGGACCCAUGUACAAACGGGAUCGCGCGCGGAAGUUGCAAGUGAUGCGGCAGCGGCAGUUGGCGCUGCAAGCGCUGCGCAACUCGAUGGGUCCGGACAUCAAGCCAACGCCGAUCUCGCCGGGCUACCAGCAAGCAUAUCCAAAUAUGAACAUUAAGCAGGAAAUUCAAAUACCUCAGGUAUCCUCUCUCACCCAAUCUCCGGACUCGUCGCCUAGCCCCAUAGCGAUUGCGUUGGGACAGGUGAACGCGAGCACGGGCGGUGUAAUAGCCACGCCCAUGAACGCCGGCACUGGCGGCAGUGGGGGCGGUGGUCUGAACGGACCAAGUUCCGUGGGCAACGGCAAUAGCAGCAACGGCAGCAGCAGCGGCAACAACAACAGCAGCACGGGCAACGGAGCGUCCGGCGGAGGAGGUGGCAAUAAUGCGGGCGGCGGAGGAGGAGGAACCAAUUCCACCGACGGCCUGCAUCGCAACGGCGGCAAUGGCAACAGCAGUUGCCACGAGGCUGGAAUAGGAUCUCUGCAGAACACGGCCGACUCGAAAUUGUGCUUCGAUUCUGGCACACAUCCAUCGAGCACAGCCGACGCGCUAAUCGAGCCAUUAAGAGUCUCACCGAUGAUUCGUGAAUUUGUGCAAUCGAUUGACGAUCGGGAAUGGCAGACGCAACUGUUUGCCCUGCUGCAGAAGCAAACCUACAACCAGGUGGAAGUGGAUCUCUUCGAGCUGAUGUGCAAAGUGCUCGACCAGAAUUUGUUCUCGCAAGUAGACUGGGCACGGAACACCGUCUUCUUCAAGGAUCUGAAGGUCGACGACCAAAUGAAGCUGCUGCAGCAUUCCUGGUCGGACAUGCUUGUUCUGGAUCACCUGCAUCAUCGAAUCCAUAACGGCCUGCCCGACGAGACGCAACUCAACAAUGGUCAGGUGUUCAAUCUGAUGAGUCUGGGUUUGUUGGGGGUGCCACAGCUGGGCGAUUACUUCAACGAGCUGCAGAACAAGCUGCAGGACCUGAAAUUCGAUAUGGGCGACUAUGUCUGCAUGAAAUUCCUAAUCCUGUUGAAUCCAAGUGUACGGGGUAUUGUCAACCGGAAGACCGUCUCCGAGGGACAUGAUAAUGUGCAAGCCGCUUUGCUGGACUACACCCUCACCUGCUAUCCGUCAGUGAAUGACAAAUUCAGAGGGCUAGUUAACAUCUUACCGGAAAUCCAUGCCAUGGCCGCUCGCGGCGAGGAUCACCUGUACACCAAGCACUGUGCCGGCAGUGCGCCCACUCAAACGCUGCUCAUGGAGAUGCUGCACGCCAAACGCAAGGGGUAGAGGUCGGGAGAACGUGACACGGAAUACUUAAUCAUUUAUGAAAUGUAAAUAACAAGGCGGGAAGGCCCUCGGGGCAACCGGGAUAUGGAAGGCGAACGAAGGAUACAGCAGAAUUCCGUAUUAUGAAUACGGGAAUGCAUCAUCACUACUACCACCAACACCACCAACUAUCACACCUAUACACACACAUGCACACAUUUGUUGAUUCAAUGUUAAUUAUUAUUACGUUUACGGUUAGGUCUAGUUUACGUUUAACUAAUUAAUUAAUUUGUCUUAAAUUAAUUCGUGUUUUAUUUGUAGUCCCUGAUAAAGCAAUUUUAAAACACUUCAACCUAAACGAGAAUAUGUAGUAGAUGUAUGGAUUUAACUUUAAAUACGGCAAGGAGAAACACACUUUUUUAGGCAUUACAAAACAAAAGAAGCAUGAGAAAUUUUAUUUUUAUAUACCUAUAUGAAUACGAUACUUAUGGAUAAAAAUCUAUAUAUAUUUUUAUGUAAAUUGGCGUACUUUUAGCGUCCUACAUAUUUUUAAUUAGAAUUUGGUUAUACUAUAGUUUUCAGAUUAGUAUCGUUCCCACUUGAAGAUCGAUUCUUGUAUUUUUUUGCGCCAAGUGUCUUGCAUAGUAUUUGCGUCUAAUCUAAUGGCAACAAGAAAAUUGGAAAAUCCAUACAAAGAAAAUGAAAACAAAGCAAAUUUAGGUGUUCAUGGUAUGAAUGUAUGUGUAUAUUAUAAUUGUAAUUUCAUCUAAUUGUAAGAAAACAAUGCAAACAACUACCUACAACAAGAUAAUGAAGAGCAAGAAAUUAUAUAAAUUAAUAAAGAUCGUGUUAAAAACUAUAUAGAAAAUAUAUACUUACAUGUAUAUUUAAAUUUAGCAGCAAGUUUCAACUAUUUGUAAAUUUCAACCAAGAUGUAAUUGUUUCAAUAUCAACAACAAAGAAAAUGUAAAGCUUAUAUUUAAAAUACAAAAUAUAUUUUGUGCAAGAAAAGCGAUAAAAUCCAAUUAUAACAAUUUAAAAAAGCUGUAUAACACUUUAAAACUAAAAGUAAAAGAUGUUUAGUCAUGAAUUUGGGCAAUGAGGCGGAAAAGAAAUCGAAUUAAAGAAGAACUUGAAUAUUGUAAAAAUCAAAAUCGGAAUAAACAAACCAAAUAAACUAUUUUUAAUGAA